Cyanistes caeruleus (blue tit) is the source of this 284-nucleotide messenger RNA. Lineage: Eukaryota; Metazoa; Chordata; Aves; Passeriformes; Paridae. The record is from RefSeq and is a predicted model, not a curated record.
CAGCGGGAGCUGCCCCCCGAAGAGUCCCGGAGACGGCUGGGGCUCCUGGUGGAUCUGAUGGACUCGGACAGCUCCGGGGGGGUCUCUGCGGAGGAGCUGCGGGCCUGGAUCCUCCGGAGGCACCGCGGAUCCCGGGAGGAAUCGCUGAGGAUCGAGAGAUCCCGCCUGGAUCUGGACGGCGACGGCGCCGUGGGCUGGGACGAGCUGCAGCGGGAAAGCUUCGGAGACGGAGGUGGGAAAUCCGGGAAUUCCGGGAAUUCCGGGAAUUCGGGAGUGGGGGAGGG